UUAAAUUAAAAACACAUCUUUGCACUUUGAAUAUAAUGGCUUGGCUUUGUAAUGAAUAGGUUUAUCUAAGUAUGGCUCUUGUUGAUGGAUAUGGUAAAAUACUAUCCUGUUGACAUGUCAUUCUGAGACUUAUAAUUAUGAGACUAAGCCAAUUGGCCCUCUCCCGUCCAUACAUCAUAAUCUGAAACCAGAUGUUUUUCUGUCCACUAAGUGGGGCGUGGGAGCCUAUGGAACCCACUUACUUUCAUCACCUCCCUGUUUGCUGAUAAAAUAACUGAUGGAGCAUUGUCUCUUCUGACCACACUAGCUAGGACUGCUCUGCUCUUGACAUUGCACCUGAGGAUAGUGUAAUGAAUCCACUGAGCUAUAACAGGUCAGCAGAGGGCAGUGUGGUGAAUCUGCUAAGGGAGAAUCUGCUGCUGGUCUUCUAGUUCUAGAGUGGCGGAUGCUGGAUCAGCCAGUGAGGGAAGGUUCCAGCAGCUGGGAGGAUGGUUGGAGAUGUGGGGGAAUAGUCACUAAGGCAGCAGCUGAGGGCGACCGAACUGGGGUUCCUGGAAUUGCUUGUGCACAGUUUAAGAAUAACUAGACUCGUGUAGAUAAGAACAUGCACAUACAAACACACACAUCACGCUAUGCCUGACUCUGUAACCCUCAUUUCUCUCCAGCAACAGAAACUAGCCUCCGGCAAGGCCGCUGAAAUCACACACUGCUCAUCCGAGAGGCAGCCUUAUCCUAUCACACCCCUUUCCAGAGGGGUUUCUUAGACAGAAUGCUAGUUGCAUAGAGAGAAUCGACUAGUUUAUCGGCCUUCAACUAAUAAGAAGCUGAGAUGACCUCCAAACUUCAACAGGCAGAAUCCCAUAAGGCCGUUGCUUUGACUAGAUUAAUCUGUUAAGUUUACUAAAGUAGUGAUUUCCAGAUUCCUGUGAGUUUGAAAAGAAUGGACUCCAAUGCUGGAGCUGCUAGUCCUACUGGGCCCAGCCAUCUGGCAGUGGUGGAGACCUAGCAAUGGAUCUAACUCAGUUACUGAAGUUGUCAGACCCGUCAUUUAAAAACCAUCUUGCUAUGAGGAUGAUCCAAGAACUAACACUUCCUUGCAAAUUUCUUUGAUGUCCUCUGCUGAGAUGGAUGCUCUGCAUUCAGUUUGGAAUCUGCUAAUGACCUGGGAGUCAGGAGACCUGGGUUCUGGUUCCCGGUUCUGGUUCCCAGUUCUGCCAGACAUCGUGAAUGAACUUGGUCGAGUCACUUUACUACUUGAUGACUCAGCUUCCUCAUCUGUAAAAUAAUAAUGACUACCAUCACAGGGAAGCUGAGGUCUAACCAAUGUCUGUGCAUUGAAAGGUGUGGAAAAAGGAGAGUUUGUUAGUUGGUCUGAGCUGCAAUACUCCAAAACCAAUGUCUUUGAUUGAGAAAAGGGUGGCUGGAUUUUUUGUUUUUGUUUUUGGAGGGUACACUAAAUAAUAAUCACCAGUAUUUUACUGUGUGAGCAAAGAAGACUGCCUUUGCCAAUUUAGUCUGCCUGGACAGGGAAUAAAUCUGGACCAUGUCCUGCCAUAAUACUCCUACCACAAUCAGCACAUCAUAGGCUAGUGCUCUUGGUGAGUAGAUAACCCAAGAAAGAGGAGCCUUCAAAGAAAGGUGAUCUCUGGUUGGGAGGAGAAUGGGAAAUGGGCAUUGCUCUUUAAGAGUGUGGUCCACUGAGGAUGGGGUUAAGCAAUAUGGAGGAGAUAGUCUGGUUCAGACAUCCCAGAAGACUGUCUCACAUUCUGUGGUGGUGGUGGCAGUAAUGGGGUGGAGGUCCUUUGUCACUAAUUGAUAUCAAAGAACAGGGGGAGUUCAUAGCAUAUAGUGUUAUAAAAAGUCUCCUUCUGUAGUUCCAGGAUCUAAGGGAGCUCAACAAUUGAGAUGUUCUUUGCUUCUGUUUGCCAUUUUCCUCUGUGGCAGGGAAGUUGAGGGCUAUGGAGGACUCAUUGAAAAGCACCCAGAUUAUCCAAACUCUGCCCAUCCCCCAUCUGACAUGGAACUUCUCAUGUAUUUAUCACAAAAGGGUUUCCUUUCUUCAGAGGCCUGUUAAAGAAACCCAUUUAAAGAGACAUGGAUCUUGAAAGAAUCAUUCGAGACUCGCUGACAUGCUUCAUCCAGUCCCACAUCCCUGAUGCCGAUCUCAGCGGGAUGGAUGAAGUCUUCUUCUCCUACAUCGCUAGUGUCCUGGAAGAACUAGGCUCACCAGAGUCAUCCGAGGAGAACUUUGAUAUGGACAUGUUUGUGGAAAUGAUGGAGGCAUAUAUCCCUGGCUUUGCAGAAAUCAACAGCGGGAACAUUUGUGAAAUGAUGUUUGCCCUCUCGGAAAGGCUCAGUGAAGCUCGCAACAAAGGAAAGGUUUGCCAAAAGACUGUGGAGAGUGUGAGCAGUGCCCCUGCUGAAGAGCUGAACCAGAGUGAUGAGCAGGGUGCAGGAGCUUCUGAUGAGGGGAGGCUGCAUAUACCAGCAGAGGGAGCCAUGGCUCAGGGAGCAGAAGGUGACCUGAAGGAUGGGGUGGAGCUGCUCCUGGAGAUGUUCCCAGCCUGCACCCUCAGCCAGGCUCAGAAGGCACUAGCCAUGGCACUGGGAAAUCUGGACGAGGCGGUGCAGUUACUGGUGGAGGAGAAGGUGGAACCUGGCCCAGGGGGCGCUAACGUGAAGGAGACAGCAAGGCCCCGCCGAGCGCCCAAACAAGACGACCUCAAACAAUUUAUCUUACAGAAAUACAUGAUGGUGGACAGCAAGGAGGACCAGAAAACACACAGGCCGGUGCCACCAAAGGAGGCUCCCAAGAAACUGAUCCGCUACAUUGACAACCAGGUGGUGAGUACAAAGGGAGAAAGGUACAAAGACAUUAAGAAGACAGAGAGCGAGGAGAUGAAGAGAACUUACAUCAGCCUCAAGCCAGCCAAGAAAUACAAAUUCCACUGACUGACAUUCCCUCCAAGGCAUCUUCCUCUGCCUUGCUGGCUGAGGCAUGGCGGGACAGACCGGGGAGGCAGGAAGGAUGAGAGGGGCCUUCUACACUCCUCUGUCUGGAACUAACCUACCACUAGGAGCCAGCAUCAGCCUCUAAUUAUAGCAUGAUGUCCUCGAGGAGCCUGUUCAGCCACGCUGUUUGUGUAACCUUCCAAUCUGUACCUCCGCAGCAAGGAGCCAGCCAUCACCAUGGCAAAUUUGACCAACACAGCUGCUGUGUGUCCUGGACCUCUCUGCCAUUCCUUGCAUGGGGAUUCUUUUAUAGUUAAUGUGUGGCUAGUGCAGUUCACAGCCGUCUUUUUAAAUGUUUGUGCAAUGGUGUUUCUGUUGAUCGUGACUGUUAGUAAAGAUGGCGUGAAUCAGUGUG
Dermochelys coriacea (leatherback sea turtle) is the source of this 3367-nucleotide messenger RNA. RefSeq names its product CUE domain containing 2 (gene CUEDC2). Lineage: Eukaryota; Metazoa; Chordata; Testudines; Dermochelyidae. Bases 2095 to 2952 code for a protein of 285 amino acids. The transcript has 9 exons. Gene Ontology annotation, molecular function: ubiquitin binding. The record is from RefSeq and is a predicted model, not a curated record.